AUGGUCGCCCUGCUUGGGUGGGAGUUGGACCUCGACAAAUCCGAAGGGAUGUCGCGGUCGAUUUCUUUGCUUGGGUGCGAGGUUUCCGUGGCCCCGCAGGGGGUGCAUUGGCACCUCGGCCGCGAGAAAGUUGUCGCGUGGCAGCGCGAGGCAGCGGUGAUCUUUAAAGCCGGCUGCACGAGAGAAUGGGCCAUGAGCGCAGUGCCGCGAUCCUGGAGGCGCAUUUUGCGCAAGAGGGCCACUCAAAUCAAUGCUUUUGAGUUGUUGGCGUUGGUAGCAGCACUGAACACGUGGAAGGCGCAGCUCGCAGUCAAGCGGAUCUUGGUUUUUAUCGACAAUACUGCUGCUAAGGACGUCAUGUUGUCAGGUUGGUCGAGACAACCAGAUUUCAACGCAAUUGCCGGCGCGGCAUGGCUGUCCGUUGCCCAGGCGCAGGCCUCCAUCGAGUGCCGGUGGGUGCCGUCGGCGAGCAACCCCGCCGACUGCUUGAGCCGGGGCACGGUAG
Prorocentrum cordatum is the source of this 505-nucleotide messenger RNA. The record is from the annotation of a GenBank genome assembly. NCBI's taxonomy places the organism in Eukaryota, Dinophyceae, Prorocentrales, Prorocentraceae.